This is a messenger RNA of Anisakis simplex (herring worm), 903 nucleotides long. The record is from the annotation of a GenBank genome assembly. Lineage: Eukaryota; Metazoa; Nematoda; Chromadorea; Rhabditida; Anisakidae.
AUGAACGAGAAACUAGAACGUGAGGAGGAGUGCAACAGCCUCCGAAGAAUUGCGUUCUUCGGGGUGGCACUGUCGACGAUAGCCACACUCGCGUGCGUUAUAUCUGUGCCGAUGCUCUACAACUACAUGCAGCAUAUGCAAUCGGUUAUGCAGAGCGAAGUUGAAUUCUGCAAAUCACGCUCUAGCAACAUCCUCCGAGAGGUUACUCGAACUCAAAUGCUCGCAAAAGUUGGACCACACCGUAGUACUCGCCAAGCGGGUUACGAUAUCGGAGUUGAAGGAACGUCAUCUGAGGUUCCAGCUGGUGGAUGCUGUGGUUGCGGUGUUGGUGAACCUGGCCCACCAGGACCACCAGGACCAGAUGGCAGGGAUGGAGCCGACGGCCCUCAAGGAGCUCCUGGUAAAGACGCACCUCCAGGAGCAACUCCAUCAGUUAACUCAGUACAAGACAUCAAAUGGUGCUUCAUAUGUGACGAAGCUGAGCCCGGACCACCAGGCAACCCAGGACCCAAAGGACCAGCUGGCAGACCUGGACCACCAGGACCAGAUGGAUUCGGUGGAUCGAGCCCACGAGGACCCCCUGGCCCACCAGGCCCACCAGGACCACCAGGACCACCAGGAGACCAAGGACCAGUUGGACCAGCUGGUGAAAACAUUAAUGGAGAAGGAGAAGUCGGACCACCUGGACCUGCAGGACCACCUGGACCACCCGGACCCGAUGGACCACCUGGACCUGCUGGCAAGGCAGGUGCUGAUGGCAAACCAGGCGAACAAGGAGUUGCUGGUGCAGACGGACAAGCUGGUGUUCCAGGCCCCGACGGACCGAAAGGCAAGGAUGGCGCGCCUGGCAUGGCUGGUGCUUGCGAUCACUGCCCACCACCACGUACAGCAUCUGGUUAUUAA